This is a messenger RNA of Trifolium pratense (red clover), 1999 nucleotides long. RefSeq names its product pyruvate kinase, cytosolic isozyme. Gene Ontology annotation, biological process: glycolytic process. Gene Ontology annotation, molecular function: pyruvate kinase activity; potassium ion binding; magnesium ion binding. Gene Ontology annotation, cellular component: cytoplasm. The record is from RefSeq and is a predicted model, not a curated record. Lineage: Eukaryota; Viridiplantae; Streptophyta; Magnoliopsida; Fabales; Fabaceae. Bases 177 to 1679 code for a protein of 500 amino acids. The transcript has 3 exons.
CACUUUGGUUGAUUAUUACUUUUUCCGGAAGAAAAGAAAGUCACAAACCUGGUUCGCGUGAGACUUUCUUGGAGAAUAUAUAUAAGCGCCUUUCGUUUAUUUGAGAGUCACACAAACCAUAAACGGAACAAAACUCACCCAGAAACAACAACAACAACAAACUCUUGGAUCUAAAGAUGGCGCCGAUUGUAGCUGAAACGAAGCCCAAAACUAAGAUCGUGUGCACCCUUGGACCUGCAUCUAGGUCUGUGCCGAUGGUCGAGAAGCUUCUACGAGCAGGCAUGAACGUUGCUCGCUUCAACUUCUCUCAUGGUUCCCAUGAAUACCAUCAGGAAACCCUAGAUAAUCUUAGAGCCGCCAUGGAGAACACUGGUAUUCUCUGCGCCGUCAUGCUCGACACUAAGGGGCCUGAGAUUCGAACUGGAUUUCUCAAGGAUGCCAAGCCUAUCCAACUGAAACAAGGUAAAGAAAUAACUAUUUCGACCGACUAUAGCAUAAAGGGUGAUGAGAAUAUGAUCUGCAUGAGCUACAAGAAGUUGGCUGAGGAUGUGAAGCCGGGGAGUGUCAUACUCUGCGCAGAUGGAACCAUAUCAUUUACAGUUUUAUCAUGUGACAAAGCAGCUGGUUUGGUUCGAUGCCGUUGUGAGAACUCUGCCAUGCUUGGUGAGAGAAAGAAUGUUAAUCUUCCUGGAGUCGUUGUUGAUCUACCAACUUUGACUGAGAAAGACAAGGAAGAUAUCAUGGUAUGGGGAGUUCCCAAUAAAAUUGAUAUGAUUGCGCUUUCGUUUGUUCGAAAAGGUUCUGAUCUGGUGCAAGUUCGCAAGUUGCUGGGGAAACAUGCUAAGAACAUACUUCUCAUGUCAAAGGUUGAAAACCAAGAAGGAGUUGCAAAUUUUGAUGAUAUCCUUGCAAACUCUGAUGCAUUUAUGGUGGCACGUGGUGACCUUGGAAUGGAAAUUCCAAUAGAGAAGAUAUUUCUCGCACAGAAAGUGAUGAUUUAUAAGUGCAAUAUCCAAGGAAAACCAGUUGUUACUGCGACCCAGAUGUUGGAGUCAAUGAUCAAAUCUCCCAGACCAACCAGAGCUGAAGCUACUGAUGUUGCGAAUGCAGUUCUUGAUGGCACAGACUGUGUCAUGCUUAGUGGUGAAACUGCUGCUGGAGCAUAUCCAGAACUUGCUGUUCGAACCAUGGCUAAAAUAUGUGUUGAAGCUGAGAGCACCAUUGACUAUGGAGAUGUAUUUAAAAGGAUAAUGGAGCACUCACCAGUACCAAUGAGCCCAUUGGAGAGUCUAGCUUCUUCUGCUGUUAGAACAGCCAAUUCAGCUAGAGCAGCUCUCAUAUUGGUUUUAACUCGAGGAGGGACUACUGCAAAAUUGGUGGCUAAAUAUAGGCCAGGCACGCCUAUCCUUUCUGUUGUUGUUCCUGAGCUUACGACUGAUACCUUUGAUUGGUCAUGUAGUGAUGAGUCCCCUGCGAGACAUAGCUUGAUAUUCCGAGGAUUGAUUCCAAUAUUAAGUGCAGCUUCUGCUAGAGCUUCUCAUGCAGAAACAACAGAAGAUGCAAUAGAAUUUGCACUUCAAUGUGCCAAGGGAAAGGGACUCUGCGUUAAUGGGGAUUCUGUCGUGGUUCUGCAUCGUGUGGGCACUGCAUCAAUCAUCAAAAUCUUGACCGUGAAAUGAUCUCUCAAUAUAAGUAUUAUUUCUGUUUUUUGGCAGCCUAUUUUUAUGAUGGGAAAUAAUGAACUACUAUAUUAUACCAUCUCCGGUCUAUAAUGGAUGCAAAACAUCAAUUAGAUGCUUUUAUUGGGGUUUUCCCUAUUUUACACUUAUCCGCAUAUCACUGUUUCCUUACUAUUGUUAUCUUUGAGACAAGUUGUGAACUCUUAAUUUUUUUGAGAUUAUGUAUGAACCUUAUGGUACUCGAAGAUAUGGCCAACUUUUGGCUUUUGAUAUAUAUGUUGGCAAAAAAAUGCAAUAUAUAUCUUGGUUUUUCAUUUUAA